Molecule: messenger RNA, 3582 nt
Organism: Sphaeramia orbicularis (orbiculate cardinalfish)
Lineage: Eukaryota; Metazoa; Chordata; Actinopteri; Kurtiformes; Apogonidae
Gene: nek10
Product: NIMA-related kinase 10
Exons: 36
Coding region: 204-3353 (1049 amino acids)
Biological process (GO): positive regulation of MAP kinase activity; regulation of cell cycle G2/M phase transition; protein phosphorylation
Molecular function (GO): ATP binding; protein binding; protein serine/threonine kinase activity
Source: RefSeq, a predicted model, not a curated record
AAUAAAAACUAUGUCGUCAGUGGCCACUAGUGAGGAUUUUUAAUGAAUUAACGUUUGUUUUUCAGCAAGAAAAUCCAACUGAACUCUACUAGUUAGUUAGCUGUAUUGGAGAAAGGGUAAGAGAGACCUUUGACUUAACUGUUUCUCUACUGUCCUAGAAGAAAUAACCAGAUUACUCAUGGAAACCGAGGAAAGUUUUGACAAUGUCUAACAAAUUUAAAAAGGCAAAACAAGGAGGAAAAUUGCCCCUGAAAUCUACUGGAAUCCAGAGCAAGACAUCUUAUGAUCUCAGGAGGCUUCUGUCUCUGCUUGCCAAAAACAGACACAGACAAGAGGUGGCAGGAUUGAGUCACAGUAAGACAUGUGACAAAGGAGCAAACAAAUCACAAGGCCUGCACCCAAAAGACGCCAAUGCUCACAGGAGUGACAGCGACACCAUCAAUGAAGCCUCAGAGCUGGAAAAAUUCAGCAUAGUAUACCGAGACCAGAGAUGUUUCAGUAGCCAUCCACUGCAGAAGCUCUUCGCGGACAUCCUCAUUUCUCUGGUCAAGAACCGGCUUUGCAGUGAAUGGAUUGACAAUUCACCGCCUGAGUCAGUGCUCAGAGUUCUCAUCUGUCUACGCAUACUGGUCAGAGAUCCUGAGCUUCAGAAACUUCUCCAUCAGCACCAUGGCAUCACUUUACUUUCAAGGCAUAUGGAGAGUGUGAGCGCCUUGUACAUAUCCUGUGGUGAGCAGGCGUUCGCUGUGCAGAGGCUGGUCACGAUGACUUACAUUUUUCAGAAGCUGUCUGCUUUUGAAGAUCAAAGGCUUGAAGUCAUUGAGAGCGGUGCCCACAGGACACUGGUGAAGCUCCUCUCCACUACAGAUAGCAGUGUGUUACUGGGAGCUCUGCUAGCACUCACCACCUUGGCUGAACACCCAGGAUGCAAAGAGAAAAUUGGAGAAUUGCAGAUAGCUGAGAAAUUGGUUGUAAUACUGCAAGAAUAUGAUCUACUGUCAAAAAGGAUGAGUGCGGAGCUGCUGAGGCUCCUGUCCCCGGUGCGUCAUGUCAGGGACCAGCUGAAGGAGCUGGAGGGCCUCCCGGUGCUGCUGAGCCUCCUGCAUGGUCAGCACCUCAAACUACUAUGGAGUUUGGCCUGGGUCCUGGUCCAGCUCUGUGAAGAUCCUGACACCAGGAUGGAGAUUCGGAGCUGGGGUGGGGUGCAGCAGCUGCUCCGACUUCUUGACAGUGACCAACAGUAUGUUUCUGACCGUUCAUCUAUUGAGACGCUUUCCAGCGCCAACGCAGCCGGUCGCAUCCACAGAGAACACAUUAGAGAAGAGCUGAGUCCACAGGAGGAGGUGGCCAACACCGCUGCCCUGCAGUCAGCCUGCUGUACAGCUCUGACUGAGCUCAGUCUGGAUGACACAUCUGCUCACCACAUUGUGCAGGAAAAUGGGAUUUUUACGAUUGCAAAGUUGAUUUUACCACAAAGUUCUGGACCAAAGACUUCUUUACAGUGCUAUGCAUUUCGGACCCUGCGAUUUCUCUUCAGUGUGGAAAGGAACAGACAUCAUUUUAAAAGACUUUUUCCCACAGACCUUUUUGAGCUGUUUAUUGAUGUUGGCCAUUAUGUUCGGGACCUUGCAGCCUAUGAGGAACUGCAAAGAAAAGUUUCACUCUACACUGAAGAAGAACUGGACAGCCUGAGAGAGAGUAUCGAGGCUGUGGACCAGAACCGACCUCCUAUCAGAGUCAUUAACGGUUACUCCAUAUUGGACCAUUUGGGUACAGGAGCCUUUGGAAGCGUCUUCAAGGUCCAGAAGCAAAGCAGCCAGAACCUCCUGGCUUUGAAGGAGGUGAACCUUCACAACCCGGCCUUUGGAAAAGACAAGAGGUCUAGAGACAGUAAUGUGGACAAGAUCAUCUCUGAGCUCACGAUCAUCAAAAAACAGAUGACACACCCAAAUAUUGUUAAAUAUUACAAGACAUUUUUGGAAGGUGAUAAGCUGUACAUUGUGAUGGAGCUGAUCGAGGGAGUCCCACUGGCUGAACAUUUUAACUCUCUGAAGGAGAAGCAGCAGCACUUUACUGAGGAAAGAAUUUGGAAUGUAUUCAUACAGAUGUGUUUAUCUUUGAGGUAUUUGCACAAAGAGAAGAGAAUAGUCCACCGUGACCUCACACCAAACAACAUCAUGUUGGGAGAGAAGGACAAAGUCACCAUCACUGACUUUGGCUUGGCAAAGCAGAAGCAGGAGAGCAGCAAGUUAACAUCAGUGGUUGGCACCAUUCUUUACUCCUGUCCAGAGGUGGUGAAGAAUGAACCGUACGGUGAGAAGGCCGACAUCUGGGCUUUGGGCUGUAUCCUCUAUCAGAUGGCCACUUUACAGCCUCCCUUCUACAGCACUAACAUGCUGUCGCUGGCCAGUAAGAUUGUGGAGGCUCAAUAUGAACCAGUUGAAGAAGGGCGUUAUUCAGAGAGAGUCACAGACAUGAUCAGAUGGUGUUUAAGUCCAGAUGCAGAACAGAGGCCGGACAUUGUGGCCGUCAGCUCCAGGAUCACUGACCUCAUGAUGAGGCUGAUCGAUGGCCUCCACACUUCCCAGAAUUCCCUGGAACGAAGGGUGGAGAGAGACAGGAAACGAGCACAGAAGUAUUUCCUGGAAAGGGACCAAACCAGGAUGAACUGCUGUAACUCCAACCUACCACAGGAAAAAGCCCUAAUGAAGAUAGAAUCCCUGACUUCACGCUGCUCUCCAUCCUGCAGUUCAGACCUUUAUGAUGCUUCAGAUGAUGAUAUGGGACUAUCUGAAACAAAAACUGACAGCACUGCCUCCACAGGACAAGAUGACGGAUUUAAAUUCUGUAUCACACCUGACCAAAUACUAACUAGUGGGGAACACAGUCCUGCAAAGAUGAAAGCAAGACCGGUGUCAGCAGGGAUCUGUGUCUCUCAGAGGAAGCUUCGGCAAAUUGAUGAUCCCAUCAACAGGCUCCUUGUUCAGCUGCACAAAAUUAUAUACAUCACACAGCUUGCACCAGCUCCACAUCACAGCAUCAAACGGCGGGUGGUUGAAAGGUUUAAGAAGUCUCUGUUUCACUCGGGGAGUGAUCCGUACAACCUGAAAGUGGAGCUUAGCAAGCUCCUCCAGUCUUCUCCAGAAUUAGUGGAAUCUGGAUCAGUUGGUUCCGACUGGUGGCCUCUGGUCCAGCACUUCACCGGAGAUACACAAACUCCCCACAACACAGGAGACGGGGUCACUUACGAGCAAAUGCAGGGCAUCAUUGAAGAGCUGCUUGAAGAAAACAGCUACUAUGAAUCUCCUCACAACAGGAGCACAGGGAGAAGAAAUGACCAAGAUAAGAGGUGAAGAAGACAUAGAAGAAGAAACAUCUGGAGACGCAACGACUUAUUCAAUCAGUCUGAGGCCCUUUUGUGUUCACAUUGAGAAUGCUUCAUCUAAAAUAACUCUUAGUCACAUUAGUAAAGUUGCAGACAUAUGCAAACAUAAUGCAAAGAUGAGGUAAACACAUAUAUUUGCAUUAAAAUUAGAGCUUCAGUUAAUCUGUCACCAAAGACAAACUCAGCUCUUUUCUUGA